AUGGCGUACAACUUGAACGCCGAACUGUGGACCGAGUUUGCCAUUGGCAUGAUCGUUUUUGCUGUCCGUUUCUACGCCCGAUGGGACACAAUUGGACUGCAGAAAUUUUCCUGGGAUGACUUCUUCAGUGCGACAUCUGCGAUCUUCUGGACGUUGGAAACGACAUUUCUUUACACCUGCGCACUCUUCGGAAACAACAUUGGCCUCAAUCCAGAGACUGCCGCCGCCAUCCCCGACAGCCAAGUCCCUCAGCUUGUAAAAGGGUCGAAGCAUGCGUAUGCCGCCUGGAUCUUCUACAUCCUGCUCGUGUGGUCCUUGAAAGGAGUCGUCAUCUUUCUCUACAGCAGAAUCACGACUGGUCUUUGGCAGCAUCGUCUGGUCAAACUUGUCAGCGUAUUCUCCGUCUUGACGUUUUUGGCGUCCAUCCUGCUUCAUUUUGGAACGUGCGUGCCAAUCCAAAAAGCCUGGCAGAUCAAGCCUUAUCCAGGAGAUAACUGUACCAAACGCCAGUUGAACUAUAUUGUCAUUGAGACUCUGAACAUCAUAACCGAUGUAUUCGUCAUCGCCAUCCCCAUGCCCAUCGUCUUCGCCGCCCAGAUCCCCAUCCAUCGCAAACUCAUUCUAUCCGGCCUCUUCUCCUCCGGCGUCUUCGUCAUCAUCUGCGCCAUCCUCCGCGCCUACUACUCCGUACGGAAUAUCCAAGAUCUCUCGGUCGCGCUGGGAUGGGCCUCCCGUGAAGUCUUCGUAUCUGCCCUCGCCGUCUCCGCCCCCGGAAUCAAGCCUCUCUUCAACAAGUCCCGCUGGUUCUCGUCCAAGAAGACAUCCAACAAUCACUAUGGCAGCACGACCGGUCCGAGCACUUUUCCGCGAUCCUACAACCAGAAAAGUGCGAAUGACACUACCUUUACCAAUGUCGAGGCCGAAGAUCAUAAAGGCCAGUUUGAGCUGUCUUCGACUUGGCAGCUCCGCAAUAAGAUGAAGCGCACGUCAUCGAGCGAGAGCCAGGAACGUAUUAUUGAGGCUGGGCAGGGCGGGCCGAAUGCCAUCCAGGUCACGACAGAAUAUCAUGUGCAGGAAGAGUCGGGGAUGCCUUCCUCAGGGUCUGCAUCGCAUACUGAUGGAGGUCGCUCGAGGGGUUCCCUUUAGUGUUGGCCAGGGCUUUGGCGUUUUAUGCAAAUACGAGAAUAAUGGGGCUGGGGCUGGGAUUUGGAUUUUGCGUUAUUAUGAAUGAUGUGUAUAUAUUCGGUACUAGAAUGGGUUUUAAUAUUUAACGGUCUCUUCUUUUUUUUUUUUUUUUUGGCUUGUGUUGUUUGAUGCUUCUAGCGGGGAUAUAUUUAUAGUGGCCAAGGGGGUGAGACUCCAUAUCUUAAAAUCCCCACAACAUCUUAAUAGUCAUCAUCAUUAGUUUAUUUAGAACAGUCGAAAAGUGAAAAUCAAAGCUCCAAGGCUAGACAUAUAGCAAAAUACGAGCUGCAGGACAUAAGAUCUGUUCUCGACACGGCUUGGUGACUUGCAUUUGGUGACUUGCAUAGAAACCCAGGGGUUUACAAUGAGCAGUCACAUUCCAAAGCUCCGAUCAUCAUGAAUAUCAUCUUUGCUUCCAAAUAAACUCC
Molecule: messenger RNA, 1613 nt
Organism: Aspergillus wentii DTO 134E9
Lineage: Eukaryota; Fungi; Ascomycota; Eurotiomycetes; Eurotiales; Aspergillaceae
Exons: 6
Coding region: 1-1146 (381 amino acids)
Source: RefSeq, a predicted model, not a curated record